Molecule: messenger RNA, 2668 nt
Organism: Ricinus communis (castor bean)
Lineage: Eukaryota; Viridiplantae; Streptophyta; Magnoliopsida; Malpighiales; Euphorbiaceae
Exons: 20
Coding region: 235-2280 (681 amino acids)
Source: RefSeq, a predicted model, not a curated record
UACUACGUGGCCUCAAUCUGACGCUAAGACUCCCGAAAGGUCUUCCCUGAGCUUUGAUCGUACGGGACUGGCAUGACCUGCACCAUCUCUUUUUAUGCACCUCGCCUCUCCUAAUCCCACUCUCCUCCUAAUAGAAUCCCUCCCUCACUUGUGCGAUUUCUUAGUUCACUCUAUUAGAAGCCAGUGAUAGUGCCUGGCAACCGAAAACAAAAAUAAAAAGAAAAGAAAGAGGCGAUGGCUACAAUUCCAUCGGCCGUCAAAGCCUACGCAGUGCCUUUUUUUCUAUUCGCGCUCUCUAUUUUCUAUCAGCUCGUUGUUCUUCCUCGCUCUUUUCCUCUUUCGCAUUACGAUGUUUUGAGGAUUAAAAGGUAUAGUUCUAUCGAAGAAGUGGAAAAUGCGUACGAGAAGCUUUCUUCCAAGUGGAAUGCAGGAGAUAAGGUUCCUACUGCUGUUGAUUUUUUAGAGAUUCAAUAUGCAUAUGAAUUGUUGAAAAAUCCUUUAUGGAAAAGGGACUAUGACUUAUUUAACAUUGAUGAGCAACUUCAUAUGCUUGACAAGUUCAAAGAGCUAUAUGCCGGUGAAAGCUUCUCACAAAUAGGCCUUCCCUUACUAGAUGCUAAAUCUUUUGAUCCUCCAGAUCAUACUCUUAAUUCCAUUACAACUGAGGACUUUUGGUCUAUAUUCAGUGAUUCUAAGCCAUGGCUUAUUCAGGUGUACUCACUUGGGAGUAGCCGCUCUGCCCAAUUCUCUAAUUCUUGGAAAAAAAUUGCUUAUUCAUUGGAUGGGGUAGCAAAUACUGGUGCGGUUGAACUUGGCGAGGUUCAACUUGCAAUAUCUCUUGCUGAGAAAAAGCCAACUGGAGGAAUCUUCUUUAGAAAUGGGCUUCCUUCACUUGUUGCUUUUCCGCCUGGGUGUAAAAUAUUGGAAUGUCUUAUGAGGUAUGAGGGAGAUCUCUCUGUUGAUGCAGUUACCAACUGGUUUGCCACUGCCGUGCUCAGUUUACCUCGCAUUUUGUAUCAUUCAAAAGAUUCACUGGGAAAGCAUUUUCUGGCAAAAAGCGGUCCCCACAAGGUCAAAGUCAUUUUCUUCUCGAAAACGGGAGUGCGUGCUACUCCAUUCUUAUGUCAGAUUGCAAAAGAUUAUUGGGAUUAUGCCUCCUUUGCAUUAGUGCUUUGGCGAGAAGAGGAUUUCUCCUUGUGGUGGAAUACGUUUGAAGUGGAAUCUGCCCCUGCUAUAGUAUUCUUGAAAGAUCCAGGAGUUAAACCUGUUGUUUUCCAUGGAUCGUUCAACAAUUCAUGGUUUUCAGAUGUCAUGGAAAAGAAUAAACUGCAAGAACUUCCUCAGUUAAGAAGUGUGACAUCAAUGGAGCUUGGUUGUGAUGCCCGAGGCCAUUCUCGUGCUGGAAAUGAUACUGUAUCAUGGUAUUGUGUUAUUGUAGCAGGAAGACUGGGUCCAGAACUCAACAAAAUGCGUGAAACCAUGCGCAGGGUGGAAGAACUAUUAUUAAAUGAUGGGGAGCCAAGUGUUGUUGAUAAAGAUCAAUCAUCAUUGUUGGCAACUGCACUGAAAAACAAGCGACUGACAUUUGCUUGGCUUGAUGGAGAAGCCCAACAAAAAUAUUGUCUCUUUUACCUUCAUUCAGAAACCAGCUAUGAUACCUGUGGACCACGGAGGGAUAUGGUUGAUGUACCUAGGUUAUUUAUUGUGCGUUACAAAAGGAAUGCUACUCAAGACAAUGUCAGAGUUAAGAAAAAUAUAUUAGAAUAUGAGGAUGCAGAUUCUGCAUCACAGCUUGUGGCAAGGUACAAUGGUUCAGAUGAAAUUCCACAGAUCAUUAGGUGGAUCUCAGAAACAAUGAGGGAUGGCGAAACCAGGGAUCUCCCCUUCUUUAAAGCAAAAACUCCUGAUCUUGUACCUGAAGACUCGGAUCCUAUUUGGUCAAGAGGUGCCCAAAAUAUUCUGUCCAGAAGUGUUGGAAUCAAGCACAGGAUCCGUGGAAUCAUAAGCAGAAUUUGUGAUUAUAUAGGAGAUCCAAGAAUCGGUCCAAUAUUACUUGUAGGAUCUUUGAUGUCUUUUGGUACGGUGUGGCUGAUGAGGAACCAAGCAACUCAUCAGAGUCGAUCAAGUCAAGCAAGGGAGUCGAGUUUGAAGGAUGAGAAUACACGAAAACGCAGAGAGAGAAGAAGAAAUGCUUCCAAGAAGGAUAUACCUCCUUCUAUAACAGACAUGGAACCCAAAGAUGCGUACCAGAUGCCUUUGUCAGAUUCUGAUGCCGAGUAGCAGGUGCUGCAAUGGUUUUGGGAAAUGGAAAGUAACCAUUCUAGUUUAUUUUCUUAGCCACAGAGCCGAGUGGAAUAGUUAUACCAGGCAGUAAGCCCUUUAGCGCUUUCUAGCCCUAGAUUGGGGAGGAUAUGCGUCGGUGCUGUAUAAUUUUAUCAAAAGGAACGAAUUUAGAGCUGAAAAUUUCCAUCCAAGCUUUUAACUAAAUUGACUCUCUUUGGUAUGUUGGCUUGACCCGCACUAUAAUGGCAUGCUUAUCUAUCUUAUUCUCCACUCUUAGCCAUUGUUGUGGGAACACAGUGAAGCUUUCUCAAGCUCGUUAAUGAUUUCUGGACCUAGUGAAUUUACAGCUUAUUAAUGAUUUCUGUAAUUCCAAGUUGUGCUUUCA